This is a messenger RNA of Cyphomyrmex costatus, 1180 nucleotides long. Its product is annotated as lipid storage droplets surface-binding protein 2. Gene Ontology annotation, biological process: lipid storage; positive regulation of triglyceride storage. Gene Ontology annotation, cellular component: cytosol; lipid droplet. Lineage: Eukaryota; Metazoa; Arthropoda; Insecta; Hymenoptera; Formicidae. Bases 173 to 1045 code for a protein of 290 amino acids. The record is from RefSeq and is a predicted model, not a curated record. The transcript has 4 exons.
CGAUAAUUUUAUUCAUUGGAACAUUUUUUGUUUUCCUCUUUUGUUUUUUUUAAUUUGCCGAUCGCACGUAUGUAGAUACAUUAAGAAAAAAAAUGGAGGAAAUUUAGUCGUUAAGUUAUAUAUAAAUUACGGUAUCAAAGUACAUAUCUGGCUUGACACCAUAGAUAACAAGAUGACUGACAAGUGUGAUUCACCGACUACCGAAGAAAGAAUGGCGGAUGCCACUAAAACAACAUCAAACUCCUCUGGUCCCCGUUUUGAAGUGUUGGACCGAGUGAAAAAUAUUCCGGUAGUUCAUUCAGCAAUCGAAAAAACGGAAUCUACAUAUUCUUACGUUAAAGAUUCUCAUCAUUUGGUAAAUUGGGCUUUGAAUCAAGCCGAAGCAGGACUGCAUUAUGCGACCGCCACGGCCGCGCCGCUUACUGCACCCUUGGCUAAGAAAUUUGAAGGACAGAUCAAUGCUGUUGACCAGAAACUAUGCGAAGGAUUGGACAUAGUCGAACAAAAAGUUCCGAUUGUGAAGAAACCACCUCAACAGAUAUACGAUGCCGCCAAAGCGGUUAUGAGCAGCUCUUUGCAGCCAACCAUCGAAAAACUUAAUACGGCAAAAGAAUCAGCUACGCAACAAGCAUCUACGUUAAAAGAGAUCAGUAUAACUAAAGCGAAUGAACUUCUAAAUACACAAUAUGGUAACAUGGCUGUACAAGGCGUUGACAAUACUAGUGUACUUGUCAAUCGUUUAUUAGAUCAUUAUUUCCCACCGGUGGAAGGAGAAGAGAAUACACCAAGUCCCAUCUCCGCGGAUGAGAACAAAGUUCUUCAUACGGUGCAAACGAUUGGACAAUUGUCAACGAAAACCGCUAAUCGCGUUUACCAUUCGGUUGCCGCUCAAUUGAAGACAAUAAAAAAGGAGGACGUAGCGACGUACAUAUCUAGUGUAGUGUCCAUUCUUCAUUUUACACAAUACUUGCACCCUGAACAGAGACAGGCAGACGAUAAUGAGACAAAUAGUUCAACGGAGAAUAAAGACGAAGAGAAAAAGUAAACUGAAAGUUUAAAGACGUUUCAUUUGUUCAAUACGUUUAUACACGUCCGUAUCAAUACAUAAUUUAAUUUAUUACGCAUUACGAAGGAAAGCAUUAAAAAAGAAACAUAAAAUACGGAAAAUACAAAACUUGAA